AUGAAUAAUUAUUAAGGCAGUUCUUUAUCAAAAAAUAUUGUCAGAUAAUUGGUAUCUAAAAGUCCAAACUCUCAUUAAAAUUCUAAAGAAUACAUUUCUAUUUCAAAAGAAUUAAAUAUUCCUAUAGAAUCUGUUUGGUAGUAAACAUUAACUAUCAAAAGGAAAAAAAUAAAGCUAUUUGAAUCUCCUAUCCUUAAUAAUAACAUUAUAACAUCUAAAAGUUUUACAUCUACAAAAUAUGAUGAAGAUGUUCUUUCUAAAUUUAUGAAAUGGGACUCAAAAUAAAUAAAUUUAUAAGAUGAUAAGCCAACCUUUAAAGAAAAAUAUAUUUAAAAUUCUAAUAAUUCUAAAUUAGAAUUUUAAAGGAAUCAUAAUAUCAGAACAUCCAUUUUUAGGUAAGAAAAAUAAAAAUUUAUGAGAUAAAACAAAACUAAAAAUUUAGCUUUUAAAGUGCCCCAAUAAAAUAAAUAUGAUCAUUUUGGUAUAAGUGAAGAUCAUUUGAAUUUAAAUCAAAAUGAAUUAUUGGAUACUUAAGCUACAAAAAAAUAUGCUUAAGAAUUAGACAACUACGUCAUCUAAGAAAUUAACUUAAUAAAUUAAAUCUUACCAAGUAAAUUUAUUAAUUUAAUUAGAACUCUAAAUAUCAGAGAACAUUUAAAAAAAAACUCCUGAGUCAAAAAAUUAAAAAAAUAGAUAAAGAAGAGUUUACAGUGUAAUUGAUUAUUAAUACUUUCCAAAUUUAGAAGAAUUAGACGAUACUAUUGACUAAUAAUCCAUAUUGAGAAAGAGGAGAAUAUAAAUUAAAAAGAGUAAACUUAAAUCAAAAUUUAUUUUUGUAUUAGCUGUUAUUAGAAUUUCAAAAAAAUAUAGGUAAUAUUUAUUUUUUUUAUCAAAGAACUAAAUUAAAAGAAAGAGCUUCUGGAACAUUAAACUUAGAUUAAUAAAAAAUUGUUCAUCAAAAAUAUAUUGAUUAGUUUGGGAUUAAGAAUGUUAAACAUUUAUAAAAAUCAUUUAUAUAAGGGAUAUUUUCUAAAUUGAAUUCCUUCUUUCAAGAUAUCUAAUAUAUAAAGGAAUGUGAAUUACUUUAAAGAAAUGAAAAUAAAAAAAAUAAAGAUCUCAAGAAAUAAAGAUUUUGUCAGUUCGUUUCUGUUUUUUUGUAAAUUUUAGAAAUUGUAACAAAAUAAAAUGUUAUACCACCACUCAUAAUACAUUAACUUAAUUUAAAUUUCUAUAAAACAAAUAAUACUUAAUCUAGUUUAUUUGUUAUUAAUAGAGCUUGUUAUUAUAGUACAUUGAUAUAUUCAAUCAAAAAAGACUAAUAAUUAUUAAUAGCUACUGAAUAUUUGAUAUUUUCAUAAAUAAUUCCUAGUAUUUUAGAAAUUUUUAAUGAAGUAAGUUUUAAAAACUUAGAACACAGAAAUGUAAGUUUAUGUUACUUAACUGCUAUGAUUGAAUUAAUCUAAAUAUAUUUUGUUGAUUAUUUCUUAAAUUUAGAGAAAAUAACGGAAAAAAAUGUAAAACCUAUCUAAAGAAUUUUUGAUUUAAAAAUAGAAGAAAAUACUAAUAUUUUUAAACCUGAAAUAAUUUAUAAUUCUAAUAUAAAUUCAGAUGAAACGAUAAUUAUAGAAUAGGGUUUUGAUAGGCAAAACCUUUAAGUAUUACAAAAAUCAAAACCUUAUUGGGAUGAAAAAAUGAAAUAAAAAUUUUCAAAAAUCAUUUCAAAUAUUGAAUAGCUUAUCUUGAUUAAAACAAAUUGA
Molecule: messenger RNA, 1757 nt
Organism: Paramecium sonneborni
Lineage: Eukaryota; Ciliophora; Oligohymenophorea; Peniculida; Parameciidae
Source: the annotation of a GenBank genome assembly